Messenger RNA from Trypanosoma conorhini, 312 nucleotides. RefSeq lists its product as uncharacterized. The transcript has a single exon. Gene Ontology annotation, molecular function: calcium ion binding. The record is from RefSeq and is a predicted model, not a curated record. Bases 1 to 312 code for a protein of 103 amino acids. Lineage: Eukaryota; Euglenozoa; Kinetoplastea; Trypanosomatida; Trypanosomatidae.
AUGCAGCGCAGCCUCAUCGCCGGCCACAACAACAACCGCCACCUCACCGUGGAGGAGCUGGAGAACAACAUCGGCGGCCUCCCCAUCACCGACCAGAAGCUGCAGGAGCUCUUCGACUCCCUCGACACGGAGCACAACGGCUACCUCCCGCUCGAGGAGGUGAAGGCGUUCUACCGCUCCCUCGAGCACUACGGGCUGGACCCGACCGAGGCGGAGCUAGAGGCGGAGGUGCGGAAGUACGCCAGGAGCGACGACAACUUCAUGACCUUCGACGAGUUCUGCUGCCUCAUGCUGAGCUUUGCGCAGCGGUAA